This is a messenger RNA of Humulus lupulus (European hop), 537 nucleotides long. RefSeq names its product classical arabinogalactan protein 6-like. The record is from RefSeq and is a predicted model, not a curated record. Lineage: Eukaryota; Viridiplantae; Streptophyta; Magnoliopsida; Rosales; Cannabaceae. The transcript has a single exon. Bases 1 to 537 code for a protein of 178 amino acids.
AUGGCACGCCAAGUUUUUGUUCUGGCUCUUAUCUUCGUCGCCGUAGCCGGAGUUGUAGCCCAACAACAGGCACCAUCCACCAGCCCCACCGCCUCGCCGUCACCGAAAUCGUCACCCAAAACAUCUCCCUCGGCUUCCCCAGCUGCUUCUCCCAAACCUAGCUCCGGUUCCGAAGCUCCAAAAUCCUCUUCCACCCCAACCAAAGCUCCGGCCAAGGCUCCAUCUUCUUCGCCCUCAGCUCCUUCUCCCAAGUCCUCCUCCGAGACUCCAGCGUCGUCUCCCGACUCCUCCUCGUCCUCCUCGUCUCCGGCAUCGUCACCCGACUCCUCGGACACUUCCUCUCCUCCCUCCCCCGGAAGCGAGUACUCAACCGUGUCACCCGCCCCAGCAGAAGAAAACACUGAUAUCUCCGAUGGACCCUCCCCCGCCGAAGCCCCUGAUGCAGAUGGGGGGAGCAACGGCGCCGCCGCUCUCGGCGUCUCAUCAGGUGUUGCUGCAGUUGGUGUUGCAGCCGUGGUUGGCUUCUUUGCUUUCUAA